ACCUUAUUGCCGAAGAGAAGGCUCGAAGAACAUUUUUUUCCUGUUACCUGCCUUGUGAUGGUUUUGACAUUUUAAAAUUGCAAAAGAGAAAAUUGGUAGUGUCUAUGCCCCAGUUACCUAACACCGUCUGGUGCUGGUAGUCGUUAUUCUCUUAUUUGUCGCCCCUAUAGUUAGUUACAGGUCAAUAGUUUCAUUACGGUUAUCGUUUCAGUUUGUGACCAGGUGACCCGGAUCGUGCACCUCUAUCAACAAAAACACGGAGAACAAGAUCGAUAUCGUCAAUCGUCUUAACGCGCUUCACUCUACAAGUUUCCUUGUUUCAUCUGCACCGUCAACGUCUCUUCUAGCCUGUUUUACUUACCAACUGCAAAUCAGACUUCGAAUCCCGUAAUUCUUUUGCCUCAACGAGUUUACAUCCCCCUUAAGAUGUGACUAAUAAUCGAUCGGUUCUUCUAGAUUACCUUUAGGACUGCACGCUCUGAUUCUAUUGCCGGCAACGGAAAUUAUACAAAAUGUCCGUGACAGUGCCGUUGGUCACUUUCGAUCCGUCUGGCGAGAAACAAGGUAGUAAAACGAGGAUGAAAAUGGCAAACGAAAAGACUAAUUUUCACGAGAGUGACGCGGUGCACUUGGCCAGUUUCACCCAGCGGAUGGGACGUUGGAUCCACCGAUUUCGGCGCACUCGACAAAUGAUGUCCGAUGUUCAUCCAGGGCCAGACGCAGGCUUUCUGGAACGCUUCGCUUCUGGGGAAGAUCAUCACUCCGAACGACAGAGCGAUGUUGGAUGGAAGGCCUUUUUGUGUCGACAGCACUGCUGUGGUCAAUUAGUGGUAGAUACUACUCAAAAAGGCCAUUACAAAUGGUUGGGCAUCGUGAGCAUUGCCAUCAUGUACAACUACAUUUUCAUCGUGGGUAGAACAGUAUUCUGGGACAUGCAAAAUUUGUGUCCAAUCGUUUGGCUAGUUCUGGAUUAUACGUGCGACCUGAUUUACGUGUUUGACAUGGCAGUUCACGCUCACGAAGGAUAUCUUGAACAAGGUCUGAUGGUAACGGAUCCAGACAAAUUGCGACGUCACUACUGGCAAAGUUGGGAUUCGAAAAUCGAUAUUUUCAGUUUGCUGCCAACCGAUUUGCUGUAUCUUGUGUGGGGUAGCCCGACGGAAUGCAUCCAUGUACCGUGUGGUGUCGUUGUUCGAAUGAAUCGACUGUUCCGCCUAUCCAGAAUGAUGGCUUUUUUCGACAAAACGGAGAAUCAAACAAAUUUUCCAAAUGCUUUCCGCAUCACGAAGGUUAUGAUCUACCUGCUUGUAAUCAUUCAUUGGAAUGGCUGUAUCUAUUUCGCAAUCAGCAACGCAAUCGGUUUUGGAUCCGACGGAUGGGUCGUGACGCUCGUUGAAAACGGCGCUAACCUCUCACUAACCUAUCAAUAUAUUUUCACAUUUUACUGGUCGACUUUGACACUGACGACGAUCGGCGAAACACCACCACCAGAGAUUGAAGUUGAAUUUGUCUUCGUUAUCGUAGAGUACAUGAUAGGCAUUCUCAUUUUCGCCACGAUCGUCGGUAACAUCGGUUCAAUGAUCACGAACAUGAACGCCUCACGAACUGAAUUCCAAACGAGGAUGGAUGCCGUCAAACAAUACAUGGUGUUCCGCAAAGUCUCUAAAGAAUUGGAAGAACGAGUCAUCCAAUGGUUCGACUAUAUGUGGAGCAAUAAACAAUCCCUGGACGAAGGCCGUGUUAUGGACACACUUCCCGACAAGCUAAAAGCUGAGAUUGCUAUACACGUCCAUCUGGAUACGUUGAAACAAGUCAAAAUCUUUCAAGAUUGCGAGCCUGGUCUUCUGGCAGAGCUCGUUCUUAAACUACAGCUUCAAGUCUUUAGCCCAGGCGAUUACAUUUGCCGGAAAGGAGACGUCGGGAAAGAGAUGUACAUCGUUAAGAGAGGGAAGUUAAGCGUCUGCUCGGAUGAUGGGAAAACCGUUUUCGUGACGUUAGGAGCUGGGAGUGUUUUUGGUGAAGUGAGUAUCCUCAACAUUGCUGGAAAUAAAACGGGAAACAGGAGAACGGCCAAUGUCCGCAGCGUCGGUUAUUCCGAUCUCUUCUGCCUUUCUAAAAGCGAUUUGUGGAAUGCGCUGCAAGAAUAUCCUGAAGGACGGAAAACUUUGUUGGAACGAGGCCGGCAAUUAUUGCUCAAAGAUGGACUAUUAGACGAGGAAGUUAAUCGACGGCAUCAAGAUGAAUGUGAUUCUGCUAAAGAUCGCAUAGAUAAACUGGAGAUGGCGCUAGAUACACUGCAAACGCGUUUCGCCCGUCUGCUGGCCGAAUACACGAGUAGUCAGCAAACAAUCAAACAGCGAAUUAGCAAAGUAGAACAACAAUCACAGCAACCGUUUCCUGAAAUUGAUGCAAUCGUCGAGAACAACAGCGCUGUCACAAUCCCAUCAUCUCCCAAUUUGAAAAGAAAAAGUUCUAAUUUGCUCGAUGUCCCAGUGAGGAAACCUUCCACGUCACGAUCAGACGAUGUCGCUGGGGACGAGGUCCCACAUGUUCCUCCCGUUCCAUUCACAGAAAACAAGAUUAAUGCGGAUGUUUCAACUUUGAAUUUGAAUCGGAUAGAAUCUGAGAAUCACCAAUGAGCUUUUGAACAGGAAGAAAUCGUCUUUUUUUUUAAAAAAAGAAACGUUAGCUCAGCCAACAUUGCAACCCAAAUAUCUACGAAAAAAACUGUUAUUUUCUCCCGAACGUGAUGUGCACUUUCAAUAAGUCAUGAAUUCGACCGAGCUUUUCCAUUUUGAUCUGUUCGUAUUGAAACG
Daphnia magna is the source of this 2816-nucleotide messenger RNA. It is a transcript of the gene CngA, whose product is annotated as cyclic nucleotide-gated cation channel subunit A. Gene Ontology annotation, molecular function: cGMP binding; intracellularly cAMP-activated cation channel activity; protein-containing complex binding. The transcript is spliced from 10 exons. Bases 513 to 2639 code for a protein of 708 amino acids. The record is from RefSeq and is a predicted model, not a curated record. NCBI's taxonomy places the organism in Eukaryota, Metazoa, Arthropoda, Branchiopoda, Diplostraca, Daphniidae. Gene Ontology annotation, biological process: monoatomic cation transmembrane transport. Gene Ontology annotation, cellular component: plasma membrane; intracellular cyclic nucleotide activated cation channel complex.